Coniophora puteana RWD-64-598 SS2 is the source of this 351-nucleotide messenger RNA. RefSeq lists its product as uncharacterized. The transcript is spliced from 2 exons. Lineage: Eukaryota; Fungi; Basidiomycota; Agaricomycetes; Boletales; Coniophoraceae. The record is from RefSeq and is a predicted model, not a curated record. Bases 1 to 351 code for a protein of 116 amino acids.
AUGUCAUCAAGCGCAUGGACGAAUCAUUUGUCUCGCGUGAGGACGGUCGAGCUUGCGCACAGGAAGAUUCCGGCUGCAAUGAAGACUCGGAUGAUGGUCAUGCGCAAAUACAACUCUACUGAACACCCGACCCUGUUCCACAAGGCGACGGACCUGGGCAAGGUGCUGAACAAGGAUAUGCGUUCUUUUGUCGGCAACGAGGUGUCUCCGUAUUCGGACGACGAGACGAAGAGCCAGCAUACGGAUGAUAGUAGUGGAGACGAGUUCGUCCAGCAUGCUGGUGCGAAUGGCAAGGGUAAGGCAAAGACAAAGGAGCCAUCAAAGGCAGCGAAGGCGGUAGUGAGGACAUAG